AUGGACAAGAUUAUGAUUAAUACGAACAAUGUGUACUUGGGUAAAGAACCUCUUUUCAAGAUCACAGCUACGGUAAUAACGACAACAAUAACAAUAAUAGCUCCGGCGGCGGAGGCGGCGGAGGAGAUCACAGUAACGCGGCGGCGGCGGUGGUGGGAGAAUAGUAAUAAUAAUAAAAAGGAGGCCAUGAUGGUGCUGGUGGAGGCGGGGAGGUCGAUAGAGAGCUUGCCGAAGGAUUUGAAGGCGGCCAUUGAAGACGGGAGGAUACCUGGAUCCAUCAUUUUGAAAUAUUUUGAGCUGGAAAAAGUUCCUCUCUUCGCUUGGUUGAUGAAAUUCGGAGGAUUUAAGGAGCCUCUGGCGGAUGAUCUCUUCUUAGCUAAGGUUAUCAUGGAAUGCGGCGUUGGCAUGUUCACUAAGACUGCUGCUGAAUAUGAGCGACGCAGGGAGAACUUCUUUAAGGAGCUGGAAAUUGUCUUUGCAGAUGUGGUGAUGGCAGUAAUUGCAGAUUUCAUGCUCGUCUACCUUCCUGCUCCGACUGUUUCUCUUCGAGCACCAAUUAGUGCUAAUGCAGGCCGUAUAGCUAAAUUCUUUUAUGGCUGCCCAGAUAAUGCAUUUCAGAUAGCUCUGGGUGGAACAUCAUUUUCCUUGCUACAGAGAUUUGGUGCAAUAGUGCGCAACGGGGCAAAACUAUUUGCAGUUGGCACCACAUCAUCUCUGGUUGGUACAGUUAUUACCAAUGCCUUGAUAAAUGCAAAGAAGGCUGUAUCCUCUGUGGAUGAGACUGAGAAUGUACCAGUAUUAUCUACCAGUGUGGGCUAUGGUGUCUAUAUGUCAGUUUCUAGCAAUCUUCGAUAUCAAAUAUUGGCUGGUGUCAUUGAACAACGAAUUUUAGAGCCCUUACUGCACCAGCACAAGUUAUUUCUGAGUGCAAUCUGCUUCGCCGUCCGGACAGGGAACACCUUUUUGGGUUCACUACUGUGGGUUGAUUAUGCCCGUUGGAUAGGAGUUCAGAAGGCUCAAGAGUUAGAAGAAUAAGUCUUUCGUUCGUCUUUGAUAUGGAGCAAGAUGAUUGUCUGGUGCCUUCCAUUUUCCUUUGUUUUCCCCUGCUAUUUGGGAAGUGAUUCUUGAGGUGAUCAAUUUUGCUGACACUGCAAAGAAGUAGGCUGGUAGAUAUAUAUAAUUAAAUUGAAAAGGGGUUUCAAUUUUAGCAUAAUUAGUUUGAUCGACUGUUCACUCAUUUAUGUCCAGUUAGUUUCUCUACUCAUUUUAUCUUUUUGUUUUCAUGUUGGAUACAAUGUUUACUCUAUUAGGUUGCGUGGUUUUCAUAUUAAUGUAGUAUAUCGUCACACACUUACAUUGGACUGGUAUGCUGAAACUAAAGAAGGAAAAGGUAGUUGCAUUCCGAAAUUGAGGUGGAUUAUUCAAGUUUUCC
Molecule: messenger RNA, 1432 nt
Organism: Coffea arabica (coffee)
Lineage: Eukaryota; Viridiplantae; Streptophyta; Magnoliopsida; Gentianales; Rubiaceae
Product: protein RETICULATA-RELATED 4, chloroplastic-like
Source: RefSeq, a predicted model, not a curated record